Messenger RNA from Haemonchus placei, 750 nucleotides. NCBI's taxonomy places the organism in Eukaryota, Metazoa, Nematoda, Chromadorea, Rhabditida, Trichostrongylidae. The record is from the annotation of a GenBank genome assembly.
CUGAUUCGCCCCAGAUGCCUACGCGACGUUUCUCAUGUCGAUACAUCGGUGCAAUGGUAUGGAAGGAAGCAUAGCUUCCCGAUUGGCAUAGCUCCAACGGCUUUCCAUCGCAUGGCUACAAAAGACGGUGAACUGAGUACAGUUGAAGGCGCUUCUGCGACCGGGUCAGUAAUGAUUGCAAGCUCAUGGUCCACAACCUCAAUAGAAGAGAUUGCGGUGGAGGCCAAAGAGAAGAAAGUCGAACUUUGGUUUCAGUUGUACGUCUACAAAGACAAGACGAUAACUUCGGGUCUAGUCUCGAGAGCAGAAGCAUGCGGAUGUAAAGCUCUGGUACUCACUGUGGAUACACCAGUCCUAGGAAGACGUCUGCCUGAUAUCCAGUUUCAUUUUCGGUUCGCAAACUUCUCCACUUUGCAAUCAUCAGUGAUGCCAUCAACGGAAGUUGGAGCAUCUGGUUUUAUGCAGUACGUCUCAAGCCAGAUUGACCCGUCACUCAAUUGGGAUGUUAUCGACUGGCUGUUAAGAACGACGAAGCUUCCGAUCAUUAUUAAAGGUGUGAUGCGGGGCGAUGAUGCUGAAGAAGCUGUCCGUCGAGGAGUUCAUGGAAUCAUCGUAUCUAAUCAUGGUGGACGGCAGAUGGACAGCGCACCGGCUACAGUCAGUCACAUUAUUUUCACUUCCUUUCGAAUGUAUCCCACCUUUUUACUGGCCACUUUUGGGACAAUUUUCACGUUCCCAUCUUUUCACUAG